AUGCCAGCCAAAAAAGGUGAUUUAAAAUCAGCAGCCAAGAAGGCAGGAAAACCGGAGCCAGAAAAGAGCAAACCAAAGGAAGAAGAAAAGAAGGGGAAAGAUGACAAGAAAAGUGGAAAGGAUGACAAGAAAAGUGGAAAGGAUGACAAGAAAAGUGGAAAGGAUGACAAGAAAGCUGGGAAAGAUGAUAAGAAGGGAGGAAAGGAUGAAAAGAAGAAAGGAAAAGAAGAACCACCCAAGAGUAAAGGAAAAGAUGAUGGUAAGAAGGGUAAGGAUAAAGGAAAGGGGAAGAAAGAAGUUAUUGAAUCUGAGGAGGAUUCAGAUGCUGAGUUGAUUGAAGAAGACUUGAGCGAUGAGGAGGAUGAGGAGUCAGAUGGAGACAGGAGAAAGCGAGGUGGUAAAAAAGAUGCUAAAGGUAAAGCCGCAAAAGGAAAGUCCAAAUCUAGACAGGCUGAGUCUGAUGAGGAUGAGGAGGAUGAAGAGGAGGAUGAAGAAGAUGAGGAUGAAGAUAGUGAAGAGGAGGAUAGAAAAGCCAAGAAGAAAUCAAAGGAUCCUCACAAAUCUAAAAGUGAGGAGGAUCCAAAGAAGAAGAAAGCUAAAAAGAAUGAAGAGCCUCCACCUGAGCCACCACCUGAAGAGAAGAAGAAAAGAGGUCUGAAAAAGACCUCUAAACUUUUCAUGCGAUUCUCUUUAUUUAAAAGGAAGAAGAACUCAAAGAAGCGACUUAAAAACACUUCCAGACUAUUCCUUGGACUUGGCAGAAGAAAGAGUCGUUUAGUUAGGAAGAAAAGGAGGAAAUCUCUUCUCAGAAAUGCUCCAAGAUUCAUGAUGCGAUUUAAAAACAGCAGGAAGAAGAAAAAAGAAAAGGAAAAAAAAGAUACAGGACCAAAACCAACCUAUAUGCUUCUUAGAAUAGGGGGUAAUUCUAAACCGGCAGAGAAGAAAACUGGAUUUUUUAAAGGGCUUUUUGGAAAAAAGAAUGCAGGAGAUGGAUCUGCUUUUAAGAACAGUGGGCGAAUAUUGGGUAGGAUUGCAGGGGCAACAAAUUGGCUCACCAAGAGGUUCCUCUCCACAAAAGCUCGUCAGAGUGCACAUAGAAGAGAUCAUGAUGGCUGGGGUCGAUCAAACCACAAAAAAUAUCCAUAUUCGGCUGGCAGUCGCCAAACUAGCAUUCGAGGACCUGCAGGGUAUCAAAAUUAUGGAUAUGAACAUGACACUGGAGGAUAUGAUUUUGAUAACCACAGCAGACUUGACAGGGAUGCAUUCCAUAGGCAGUCAAUCCAGACACACUCAAACAGGUAUGGUGAUCAAUAUGCCUCCAUGUAUGGACAUUCUUCGUUUCCACACCAAUAUACUCAAUAUGAAGAACCAAAUAACUAUUAUGACAUAACAUCUCAUGAUCAUGGCUAUUAUGAUAUGGAGGAUGGAUACUAUGACCCACGCAUCAUCAUGCAGGAAGGAGGUGAAUAUUAUAAUGAUGGCAUAGACUACAGUGACCCGUAUGCUGAUUAUGAGCAGAUGGGCAGUUACCCAGAGGAAAUGGGCUACUAUAGUCAACAACUUCCAAUGGAUCCUUAUUUUGAUGAUGGGAUGGAGUACUAUGAUAAUAGUCAGUAUCCAAUGGGGAACAGCUACAGUCUAUAUGGGAAUGAAAUUGAUCCCCAGAUCCAGUUUGGAUAUUAUGAUGACCUUCAAGAUUUUAAUGGUGACCCAUAUAAAAUGGAGAUAGCAGGCGAUCCAUAUAUAGAUCAGUAUGGGGAUUAUGAGGAUCCUUAUUUUCAGGAUUAUCAGGUAAAUUACAGUGAAUCAAAUGUUGAUCCAUAUUUACAGUCUUCUUACAAUAUGUAUCAACCACACAGUUUUCCAAUGCAAGAUAUAAUGGUAGGGGAAGAAGGAAUGUAUGGUAAUAAAUAUGGUGAUAUCUCUGUGGAGCAUAUGCCUGUUCAUGGAGAUAUGGAGUUCAGAGUCCCAAGACCCCAGGUUAAGCUUUUUGGUAGGGAAAGGAUUGAUGUAGAGCUUCCUCCAUUGCCUCCACAAUAUGAUUUUGAUGAAAUGUCAGACAUACAGUAUGAAAACCAGGCCUACCUCCCUGGAACCUCCAUGGAUAGUGUUUUUCCACAAGGAGUUCAUCCUCAGGAAAUGCUUAAUCCCGAAAUGCUUCAUCCCACAAUGCCUCAAGUGCCCACACCAACAGCCAUGCUUAUUAAACAAGCAAAUAAUCCCCAAGGAUUUGUUGGCCAACAUAUGUCUCAUAUGGCUCAACCUGGUGGGUUUCCACCAUCCCCAACACCAAGCAGAAGGUCUGUAGCAGGGAUGGCGUCCCCUCUGCAUAUGCCUAUGGCACCCAUGACACAUAUGGCACCCAUGACACAUAUGGCACCCAUGUCACAAAUGGCACCCAUGACACAAAUGGCACCCAUGACACCCAUGGGAAGUUUUGGAGAACCAGUAAUGGAAGUUAGACGUUCCCCUUUACCUGUACGUAGGCCGACCCCCCAUGCUUCUCCACAGCUCUCAAUGCAUCCUGCUGGUGCACCUCCUUUAAGAAGAGCCCCAUCUCCACAGCCCUCUGUGCGUGGAAUUGGUCGCAUGGAAGCACCUUUAUCCCCCAGACUAACCAGAGGAAUGUCACCUUCAGUAAGUCAUGUUCAGCACCCUCCCUCUCCUCUUGGGCGCAAAUUGAGUCCAUCUGUUUCCCCAGUAGCUUCUAGAAGUUUUCAGCCUCAGUCUUCAUUCAGAGAGUCUCUGCCUCCUUCUCCAGCAGUUCCUAGACGUUUGCAACCUCAAGCAUCCUUUAGAGAGGCACCACCAUCUCCCCAGCCUCUGCAUGGCCGUAUGCCCUCUCGAGCUCCAUCUCUCCAAACCAGUCCACCAGCUUCACCUCAUGCAUCUUUUCGGAGAAAAAGCCCACCACAAUCCCCUCGUGCCUCAAUUAGAAGACCCAGUCCACCCUCCUCCCCUACACAAGUUCAUCGCCCAUUUGGUGCUAAGAAGUUUCAAGCUUCCCCAUCACCUCCUAGACAUAUGAGUCCCCCAUCUUCCCCUCAGAUGGGUGUGCACCCCAUGGCCAAUGUUCAGCAGAGGAAUCUUUAUAGACCACAAUCCCCAUUAAUGGCUCAGGCAGCAUCACCUACUCCCUCCCGGAGAAGUUUUACUAUGGACCCACAGUCCCGGCAACCACCAGUGGAACGUCGAUCCCCCUCUCCUUCCCUCUCUCGCAGGUCCACUCGCCUAAUGAAGGAUUCCCCACCUUUUGGCUCUCCUGCAGGUCGACUGCGAGGAAGAGGGCGUCCUAACAUCCCCAUGGGAGCUGUUAAACCAUAUCGGGGCAGAGGUGGUCAUUCAGGAGCUCCAACACAAAAUGUGCCUCCAUUUAGAGCAUCCAUAACUAGUAACAGGUCAAUGAUAGCACAGGACUUAACAGCCUCCCCACAACUUUCAGGUCAAUACGCUGGAAUGGGCGUAAGGGAACAGAGGCAUUUCAGUCCUCCAGGAACACCUGGUACAAUAAGACACCCACAGAGACCUAUUGGCCGUGGCCGUCCACUCAUGGCGAGACAGUCAUUGAGGCGUGCACCUGGCAUGAUGCCACCUUCACCACAGCCUUCUCAAAAACACAUGUCCCCUCCAUCACCUCAGCCUUCCAUUAGACAUCUCUCCAGACCGGCGUCUCCUCAUCCAUCUAUGAAGCAUGGCUCCCCAUUACCAAUGCGUUCCAUUUCCCCCAGGGCUCCACCCACCUCUGUUCAUUCCAGCCCAUUGCAAAACCCUCAGAUAUAUGAAACUUCUUUGCCUUUUGGUGCAGAGCCAAUUCUUGUUGAAUUUGAUGGUGUCCCACAGUCACCAAUGCUUUCAAGUGCUCUCCAAAAUCAAAGUGUUCGUAAUGCCUCAUAUGCUUUACCAGUUCAACAGCCCAUGUCACCAUAUGCUACUGAGUCCAUUAACGUUCAACAGCUUCCUGGUCAACCAUUUUCAUCACUUUCUCCCCAAAGCCCUAAUCGAAUAAAUGCUGCACAUGACUCCCAACUGCGACCAGUAGCAUCGCCAUACUAUCAUGAGAUGGCAUCCCCACUUCUGUCGGAUGCCUUACAAAAUCCUCAGCUUCAAGAAGCUUCUUAUGCAUCACCACUGCACAGACCAGGCUCAUCUUAUGCUCCUGAAGUGCCAGUUUCACCUUUGCUGUCCAAUGCUAUUCACAAUCCCCAACUUCGUGAUGCAACAUACAAAUCAUCCCUUCAGAGACCAUAUUCAUCAUACUCUCAGUUGGUGGCAGGCUAUGAUUAUAUUGAAGAGCCAGUUCCUGGUCCAAUGCUUUCCAAUGCUCUUCAAAAUUCGGAUGUCCGCAAUGCUUCUUACCGGACACAUUUACGUCGUAGGAGAUCCAGUGUUCCUCCUGGCUAUGGUCCAAGGAGAUCUCCAGUUCUUUCAACAGCUUUGCAGAACCAAAACAUUCGUAAUGCAUCAUAUCGGUCCCCUGUCCAGAGAAUGGUCUCCCCUUAUUCUCCUAUUUCGGGCUACGGACAGGACCCUAGAACAUCUCCUCUUCUGUCUCAUGCCUUGGACAACCCUCAACUUCAAAGUGCUACUUACCAGAUGCCUGAUGGUACAUUGGUUUAUGGAAAUCAGGGACUAAAUACAAACUCUUCCCCAAUGCUCGCUGAUGCUAUGGGAAAUUCACAGCUACGGAAUGCUUCAUAUAGGCUUUCUUCUGGGUCUAUAAUAGGCAUGGACCCACGACAACAGCGGCCUUUGUCACCAAACCUCUCAAAUGCUUUACAGAACCAAAACCUAAGAGAUGCCUCUUAUAGACUUCCAGAUGGAACAAUAAUAUACCCAGACUCUCAUCUACAGCAACCUUUAUCUCCAAACCUAUCCAAUGCCUUGCAGAAUCCAAAUCUGAGGAAUGCAACUUACAGACUUCCAGAUGGAACAAUAAUGUACAGAGACUCUCGUGCACAACAACCUGCAUCUCCAGACUUGUCCAAUGCCUUGCGGAAUCCAAAUCUGAGAAAUGCAACUUAUAGACUGCCAGAUGGAACUAUUAUAACUGCAGGACAUCGCCAAACUUCACCAAACCUAUCACGUGCACUUCAGAAUCAAAGCAUUAGAAAGGCAUCAUAUAGACUACCAGAUGGCACAAUAAUACUGGCUGAUCAACAACCAACAUCACCAAAUCUGGGCAGGGCCCUCCAAAACCCAAACCUUCGAAAUGCAAAUUACAGACUGCCAGAUGGCACAUUAAUAACACCAGACUAUGGGCAGUCCAAAUCUACUUCACCAAACUUAGCAGAUGCACUUCAGAACCAACAAAUGAGAGGUGCCCGUUACCGUUUGCCUGAUGGGUCAAUUUUGAAUGCACCAGGUUACAAUGAAGUUAGGUCCCCUAAUUUGUCAAGAGCUCUGCAGAAUCAGGAUAUUCGCAAUGCUACCUACAGGUUACCUGAUGGUUCCAUAAUUAUAAUAGCACAAGCUCUAUACAAACCAAGCAGUCCAAACAUUGCAAAUGCCUUGCAGAAUGAACAUCUUCGCCAUGCUACUUACCGGCUACCAGAUGGAUCUAUUAUAUCUGCAUAUCCUCAAAGAAGUCCAAACCUCUCACAAGCACUUCUAAAUCAAAACCUUCGCAGUGCUAGAUACCGAUUACCUGAUGGGUCAGUCCUUACUCAGGGAUUUCAUGUCCCCACUUCACCAUAUUUACAGGAUGCUUUAAAUAAUCCUCAUCUGAGGAAUGCCUCUUACCAGCUACCUACAUCCAUCUCCACAUAUCUGACAUCAUCUGGACAGGUGGUUAUUGGACCAGAUGGCCGAUAUGCUGUCGUUCCACCACAGCGAAAAGUGCCAGUUGGGCCAGAAGACCACUGGGCUCAGAAUUCCAGAGAGGGGCAAACGGCAGAGGAUUUGUGGGCUUCAGAAAAGGUCUUGCCUCAUGAUACAGUACAGAACCUCAUCAAAUGGUCUAUGUACCGGGAUGAAAAAAUGAUGGAAUUUCUUGCCCCGCCACCCACUGGUUAUAAACCAGGGGAGUCUGAGCUGCAGUGGCUACCAGAUCGUGAAGGGGAGCCAAAAGGCCGGUGGUAUGACAAGAUGUAUUCUAUACGGAGCUUGCCAACGGUAAGAUACAGGGAGAAAAGGGAAGGCGAUGGAGCUGAGGACAUGACACAAAUGGAAGAGCUGACUGAAACAGCAGUAUUGAUAAACCUGAAGAUUCGCUUUGACCAAGGCCUUGUCUAUACAUACAUCGGCAGUAUUCUGGUAUCAGUGAAUCCAUAUCAGCUGUUUAACAUCUAUGGCACAGACAUGGUUCUUCAGUAUGAAGGUCAUGGGUUAGGAGACAACCCACCUCAUCUAUUUGCCAUAGCAAACAUAGCGCACACGACAAUGAUGGACGUCAAGCGAAACCAGUGCAUCAUUAUCAGUGGGGAAAGUGGUUCUGGUAAGACGGAGGCAACCAAACUGGUUUUAAGGUACCUCACGGCUAUUCACCAUAACAGGAAUGUUACACAGCAGAUUGAGAUUCUGGAGGCAACUCCUCUGUUGGAAUCAUUUGGGAACGCUAAGACGGUCCGAAAUGACAACUCUAGCCGCUUUGGAAAGUUUGUGGAGAUCUUUAUGGAGGAAGGGGUAAUCAGUGGUGCCAUAACCUCACAGUAUCUACUGGAGAAGUCCAGGAUCGUUUUUCAGGCCAAAGAUGAGAGAAACUACCACAUCUUUUAUGAGAUGUUGGCUGGACUUCCUGCGCACAUGAAGCGAGCGUUCUACUUACAGGAAGCUGAAACCUACUUCUACCUGAACCAGGGUGGUAACUGUACGAUCUUCGGAAAGGAUGAUGGAGAUGACUUUAGAAGAUUACAGAGUGCCAUGGACAUUCUCAACUUCAGUGCUGAAGACCAGAGCAGCAUCUUCAGAGUGCUGUCGUCCGUUCUGCACCUGGGAAAUGUGUUUUUCCAUAGAGUCGAGUCAGAAGUUCAGGAGAUGGCUGGUGUAGUCAGCACUCAGGAGAUUCGUGUGGUGGCUGAUCUGCUGCUGAUUUCUCCCGAGGGUCUACAGAAAGCCAUCACCUUCAAAGUGACGGAGGCAAUGAGAGAGAAGAUAUACACACCCCUCACAGUGGAAGGUGCUGUGGAUGCCAGAGACGCAGUUGCCAAGAUCCUUUAUUCCUUGCUCUUUCACUGGCUGACAGAGCGUAUCAAUGGACGGGUUUACCCAAGAAACGAAGCACUGUCCAUAUCUUUGCUGGAUAUAUACGGGUUUGAGAAUUUGACUUUCAACAGCUUCGAGCAACUCUGCAUCAACUAUGCCAAUGAAACGCUCCAGUUCUUUUUUACCAAAGUCAUUUUCAAACAGGAACAGGAGGAGUACAUUCGAGAGCAAAUUAGCUGGAGAGAAUUGACCUUCACUGACAACCAGGCAUGCAUAGACCUUAUUGCUGCAAAGCCUCAUGGGAUCCUUCGCAUCCUUGAUGACCAGAGUGGCUUUCCACAGGCCACUGACCACACCUUCCUUCAGAAGUGCCACUAUCACCAUGGAGAAAACCCCCUCUAUUCAAGGCCAAAAAUGCCACUUCCAGAAUUCACUGUGAAUCACUAUGCUGGUCGUGUCACUUACCAGGUGCAGAAAUUCCUGGAUAAGAAUUACGAUCAAGUCCGACAGGAAGUACUAGAUCUGUUUAUGCAGAGCCAGAACCGAAUGGUGUCUAAUCUCUUCAUAAAGCAUGCUGAGAUGCUGAACAAACAGAAAGGGGCAAUGAACAGGAGCAGCACAAUAACUCGAAGAUAUCAGCCAUCAACUGUGUCUGCCAAGUUUCAACAAUCGCUACAAGAGCUCUUGGACAAGAUGGAGAGGUGCAACCCAUUUUUUGUGCGAUGCAUGAAGCCAAAUAAUAACAAGGAACCCGGUAUAUUCGAUCCCGAAUUGGUUGCUACCCAGCUCAGAUAUUCAGGAAUCCUGGACACAAUCCGCAUCAGGAAGGAGGGCUAUCCAAUCAGAAUGCCUUUUCAUAAAUUCUUAAAGAGGUACAAAGCCCUACUGGGAUUGAAGAAUCCACCGCCUCCAGAUGGGGAUAACUGUGUGUUUAUGCUAAUGAAGCUGUGCCCAGUCAACAAAGGGGAUUAUCAGGUGGGCGUGUCAAAACUUUUCCUAAAGGAGAAUGUGUAUCAGUUAUUGGAGAGUAAACAUGAUCGGAUGAUGCAUGUGGCUGCGCUCACCCUUCAGCGCUUCGUACGGAUGAUUUUUACACGCAGAAAAUUUCUCAAGUUUCGUCAGGACAUGACAUACCUGCAGGCCCGCUGCAAGGGCUACCUGAUCAGACGGCGAGUUUUGCAAAUGCGUCUUACCAUGAUCAAGUUACGCUCCCCGGUCCGAGUCAUUGUCAAUCGCAAAAGAUACAUCAGGGAUCACCUCCUCAUGGCAAGGAUAGCAGAGGAGGAGAGGAGAAGAAUUGAACUGGAGCGAAUAAGCAGGGAGGUGGUAAAUGUAUCACAGCUGGUGAUUCCUGCAGAGUUGGGAGGAUUGCUACAAGCCACAGCAGCUGGUCGGGAGCGUCAUUCAGAUUGCUUGGCUCUUGUUCAGGCUCCUAGAAUACAGUCAGACCAUCAGCUCACUCUUCCAUUGGACAUCAACAACCACCUGAUGACCAAAUAUAUACGUACAAAUUUUAGGGAGCUGCAGUUCGGGAUGGUAACGGCACCAAUGGAGAAUUCGCUGACACGUCUAGAAGAUGAUCUGAAUUUUGAUGCUCUUGAUGUGUUUAUACUGAUCUUGCGUUUCAUGGGAGAUCCAAACCUGAACGGUGCUCAAGAAAACCUCUUCGGAAAUUACAUCAUUCAGAGAGGCCUUGCAACUCCACCAAUCAGAGACGAGAUCCUAGCACAGAUAGCCAAUCAGGUGUGGCGGAAUGAAAACAUCAGAAACGCAGAGAGAGGCUGGUUGUUGAUGGCCGCCUGCUUGAGUUCCUUUGCGCCGUCUGAGAAGAUGGAGAAAUAUCUACUAAAAUUUGUGUCAGAUUAUGCUCUGAAUGGCUUUAAGGCACUUUGCCAACACAAGCUCCUUCAGGCCAUGCAGAAGUCUAAACUGGUGCCUGAUGCAUCACGUACAUACCCUCCAUCCCUGCUGGAAUGGACUACCAACCGCAAGAAAGCGCACAUGGUGCUUCAAGUCUACUGUUUUGAUGGUGUGUCCCUUCUGUGUCCUGUUCAUUCUUGGACAAGUGGUGAGAACAUUGCUGGAGACGUUUUACAACACAGGGGUGUGUCCUCGGAGAGCCAAUGGGGUUGGUCGGUUCUGAUGAAGGAGCCGGCGCAAUGGGUGGAGUUAGAAGGUCACGAUUAUGUUCUGGAUCUGGUGUGUGACCUUGAGCUGCUAGCAGACUUUCCCAAACAGAAAACCUACUUCAUCAUCUCUAUUGAAGACCCCAACAAGGCUCGACCUAAUGCAAGCAUAAGUUUGUUUGGCAGUGGUUUCGAUGAGGAUGAGCCACUCUCAUAUGCAAAUCGAACGAGUGCCGUUACGACCAACAGUCUACCGAUUUCUGAAAACAAUUACGUUCAAGACUCAGAUCUGUCCUUUGAUCCAUCUCACAAGGGAAUGGACCGGUAUUUGGACAGCCUCUUUGACCCAGUUCUGUCUGAUGGAGCUGGGGACUUGGAUGCAUCAGUUCUGUCAGGCCGGAUGAAAGGUGGAGGAGGUGUAGGUGGUGAUGGAGCUCAAUACCCUGACAGGGUCCCUUUCUCAGCCGCUCUACAGCCUGGAGCAGUGAGAGUUCUUCCACCCAUACCAGGCACUCCAGUCAUGCCUGUGACACCAGCGCCACCCCCUGUGCAAGUCCCACAGCAAACGGUCUUGGCCCAUCAGCAACAAACUAUCAUCAACCAGCAAGCUGUUAUAAUGGCUCAACAGAUGACCAUGCAGGCAAUGGCAAUGGCGACCAGCCCGGUCUCCAGUCCUCCAUUCUCUCCUCUCACCAGCCCCCCAACCAGUCCUCCACCCACCCCCUACGGCACCCUGCCACCCAGCCCCUACCCCGCCAUCCCACCCAGCCCCUACGCAAACAUCCCCCCAAGUCCGUAUGCCCCGCUUCCGCUGUCCACAUAUACGAGUCCUCCGAUGAGCCCACACCCGGUUGUCGCCUCCACCUCGAUCUACACCACCCCCGGGGGGUCACAGGGACAGCGUGAACCCCUGAAGAAGAUCAGUGCUCAAACGCCCCAGCCUCAAAGCAACAAAACUACACAGGGAAAAUCAUCAAAUGGGUCUUUUGGAAAGAAACAAGCCCCUGCUCCACCAAUAAAACUAGACAGCAGGCCUGUCAAGAAACAUGCUCCUGUUGCGGUCACAGGUCCCAUGCGUUCUACCCCGGCUCCUGGGACUGAGGUGGUCAAAUACUCUGUCUCUAACUCCGAGCACAUCGUUCCCAGUCACAACAUCAAAGAUAUUAUCAGGCAAUACCAAACACCAGACCCAGAACCCAUGCCACAGAAAUACAGGAGAGAAGGUAAAGGAUUUGCGAAGAAGCUGAAUCCACAUGAUGAGGCCAUGCAGAUCUUAAAAUCACAAAUGGACAAUCCUCCUCCUCCACAGAGAAAGGCUCCCACUCCAGCUGCUGUGCCCAGAGACGGAGGUCUCAAACCAACCAGAAGUAGCAAGAAGAAAGCCCCAGAGCCGCCACCGAGCUUACCACCACCCGUGUCCAGAGAUCUUCCAGUGGAGUCUGAGAGCAUUCAAACACAGCUGCACAGGAGCAGCAGUGGGGAGCAUUACACCUACACUAAUGUUCCCUGGAGAAUCUACCUCAGGAAGGAGGUCUUCUAUCCCAAGGACAGCUGGAAUCAUCCUCUGGUGUUGGACCUCAUAUUUAAACAGAUUGUUAUUGACACAUUUACAGAAGCCUGUGUUCGCAUUAACAAAGAUGAGCGACAGAAGAUGAAAUCCUUGUUUGCGCAAUACAACAUCGAGCCGAACACAAAUGUUCAGGAUGAAAGUGUGAAGAAGACCAUAAUAUCAGCUGCUAGGGAAUCAUGGGAGAUUUAUUUUUCUCGCCUUUUCCCCGCCUCAGGCAGUGUUGGUACAGGAGUGCAGGUGUUGGCCGUGUCUCACUCUGGUAUUAAGCUUUUAAAGACGGUGAAGAGCAGCACCGUAGCUCCAGAUUACUUCAGAGUCCUCCGGCCGUACAGCUACACAGACAUCCUGUUUGUGACCAUCCCGUCUCCGAACAUGCUGGAAUUUAAUCUGAUGAAUGAACAGUUGAUUCUCUUCUCUGCCAAAGCCCCUCAGAUCAAACACUUGAUUGAUCUGUUCAUCUCUCAUCUUAAGAAGGAUUCGGAGUAUGUGGUAGCAGAAAGGAACUUCAUCACAGAUGACCGAGGUCUGCUUAGCUUCCAUAAAGGAGAUAUUAUUCGUCUGCAAGCUAUGGAUGGAUUAGAAGAAGGUCAGAGUUACGGAUGCGUGGUGAGGAAGAAAGUCGUGUACUUCGAGGAGCUAAAGCGAGACACAUCAGAUUUUGGUUGGAGGUUUGGGGCGGUGCAGGGCCGGAGUGGAGCCUUUCCAAAGGACUGCGUGUUUCCAGUAGCUGCUCCUGAUUUCCUGAGCCUGCCAGCAGAGAGGAGAGAUGAGCCGAGAGACAAACAGGGCCGGGUGGCGGCAUCAGGAGCCGUCGCUCUCGCUGUUGGAUCCGCCGCUGCUGCACAUGAACUAGACCCAUCACUGGAGGUUUACAAUACAUAUACGUUACUUUACAUCAACAGACAUUUGGAUUUUGAUAGCUCUGAAGUUGAGGGAAACAUUCUUCUGGACAGCCAGUACAACAUGGUGGAGUUUGCCAAGAAAUAUUUCAGAACAUCGAACGGAAGCAAGAGCGACUCAUUUAGAGAUAAAUCUACUAAAAGCAAAGGAACCAAAGACCCCGCAGAGAUGGUGAAAUUCAGCAAGAACCCUAUUACAGAAUCUCUCAUAGACUUCACAGACCCCAACAUGAACCGGGUUGCAUCUGACAUUUUCCUUGCCAUAAUGAAGUUCAUGGGAGAUCAUCCACUCAGGGGCCAAUCAGAGCAGUUUGUGGUUUGCACCAUACUGAAGUUAACUGGGGAAUUUGGACUGAUGAAGGAUGAGGCGUACUGUCAGGUCCUUAAACAAAUUACAGCUAAUACCAGCACUAAACCAGAAAGCUGUCAGAAAGGCUGGCGUUUGCUUUACAUACUGACAGCAUUUUACCGCUGUUCUGAAGUACUGAAACCGUUCUUACUCAAAUUCCUACGAGACGUCUGCAGAAGUCCAGAAGUGCUUUUUCAUGGAAUUGCCAAAGCCUGUGAGCAGAACUUGAGAAAGACCUUUCAGUUUGGUGGCAGGAGUGUUUACCCCAGUAACAUGGAGCUCAAAGCCAUAAUGGCUGGCCGUAGCUCAAAGCGACAGCUCUUUCUGUUUCCUGGAGGAAUUGAAAGACACCUAAAGAUCAAAACCUGCACUGUAGCGCUGGAUGUAAUUGAAGAGUUGUGUUACGAGAUGGCGUUACAGAGAAUCGAAGCCAUGGACGAAAACACCAUUUUCAUAGUCACCAACAGAGGUCAGAAUGUGCGGCCGCUGAAUAAGAGGGAGUACAUUCUGGACAUUGCGACGGAGGCGGAGCAAAUAGACAGCAACUACAGCUUCUGGUUCAGACGAGUGAUCUGGGCACAUCCUCUCAAGUUUGACAACGAGCUCUGCGUCACCAUGCACUAUAACCAGGUUCUGCCAGACUACCUGAAGGGUCUGUUGAAUGUCGUUCCUCAGGGAAAGAUCAGCGACCAGCAGUUUCACCAGUAUGCCAAACUCGCUGCUCUUCAGCACAGAGCCAAAGACAGUCUCUACACACCUACUAUUCAUGAGAUUACAGAGUACAUCUCUGUUGAGAUUUUCGGCAGACAGAAUCCCCAGCAGUGGAUGCAACUGGUUGCCCAGCAUGUACAGGCAGUCCAAAGCCUGAACCCUCACCAGGCCAGAUCUCAGUUUCUGGGAUUGGUGUGUGCGUUUCCCAUGUUUGGAUCGUCUUUCUUUUACAUUCAGAGCAGCAGCAAUAACGCCAUCUCUGCACCAUGCGUCCUUGCUGUUAAUCAGAAUGGAUUGCACUUCUUGCACAAAGACACCCAUGAAGUACAGGUGAAGUUUCAGUUAAAACUGAUUCAGUCGGCUUACACGCAGCGGCCCAGCGCUGGAUCCAGUUACCCUUAUGUAGACAUCCUGAUAGGAGACUUAACCAACCACAGAGUCACACAGUUACAGCUGGAACAGGGUCUGGAGCUUUGUCGGGUUAUCGCCAUGCACAUUGAGAAUAUGCUGUCGGUUCGUGAGAAGAGGCUCACGCUGCCACCUAGUGAAAUUACAAUGCUGUAACAAACACACAUGCAAAUACACACAGUCUGUUUACAUUUUACAUAAUUUCUUAUUAUAAGGACAUUUUUCAUUGUCUCAUCUGAACUUAACUCCUUAAGGCAAUGUUUGCACUAAUUGUAUGUAUUUGUUAUUAUGCAUUGAUGAUAUUUGGAUAAAUUAAUAGCAUUAUUUUUGUAUUAACUGCAUUAUAUUUAUACAGUUGGAUUGUGAAUUGAAUUAAUUUUGCAGAAAUCCUCCAUGACGGGUGUUAAAUAAAUAGUUUUUGAAAUGUUUUGAUAAAUACACAAAAGUUAUUGUUAUUCAGAGUAACAUAAAAUCAAUGUAAAACCGUGCAUA
Paramisgurnus dabryanus is the source of this 13695-nucleotide messenger RNA. RefSeq names its product myosin XVAb (gene myo15ab). Gene Ontology annotation, cellular component: myosin complex; cytoskeleton. Gene Ontology annotation, molecular function: protein binding; ATP binding; cytoskeletal motor activity. The record is from RefSeq and is a predicted model, not a curated record. NCBI's taxonomy places the organism in Eukaryota, Metazoa, Chordata, Actinopteri, Cypriniformes, Cobitidae.